This is a messenger RNA of Acipenser ruthenus (sterlet), 3915 nucleotides long. RefSeq names its product extracellular calcium-sensing receptor-like. The transcript is spliced from 6 exons. Gene Ontology annotation, biological process: G protein-coupled receptor signaling pathway. Bases 1 to 2568 code for a protein of 855 amino acids. Gene Ontology annotation, cellular component: membrane. Lineage: Eukaryota; Metazoa; Chordata; Actinopteri; Acipenseriformes; Acipenseridae. The record is from RefSeq and is a predicted model, not a curated record. Gene Ontology annotation, molecular function: G protein-coupled receptor activity.
AUGGCAGUAAUAUUAACUGCCCUUUUAACAAGGGCAGAUGAGCCUGUUUGCAGUUUGCGAGGCAGACCAGAAUUGCCUCAGUUUUCAAAGGAUGGAGAUAUUACAAUUGGAGGAAUCUUUGAAUUACACCACAACCUUAUAGAUGCCAAACCUGCCUUUAAAGGAGAGCCUGAACCACUAAAAUGCAAAGAUUUAAAUUUCAGAGAAUUCAAAUUUGCUCAAACUCUGAUCUUUGCCACUGAAGAAAUAAACAACAGGACAGAUAUACUCCCUGGUAUUUCACUGGGUUAUAAGAUAUACGAUGAUUGUAGUUCCAUACCUUUGGCUAUAAGGGCAGGGGUGGCUUUAGUGAAUGAACAAGAAGAACAACUGUACUCUAACAAGUCCUGUACCAAAACAUCUACUGUCCAUGCUAUAAUAGGACCCUCUAGUUCUUCACCAGCUAUAGGAAUUGCAACAACAAUAAGAGCUUUUAACAUACCAGUGAUUAGUCACUUUGCAACAUGUGAAUGUUUGAGUAACAGGAAUAAGUACCCUUCGUUUUUCAGAACCAUACCAAGUGAUUAUUAUCAAAGCAGAGCCCUGGUACAGCUUGUGAAGCAUUUUGGAUGGACUUGGAUUGGGGCAAUUAGAAAUGAUGAUGACUACGGCAACUCAGGAAUGGCUACAUUUGUAAAAGCAGCCCAAGAGGAGGGGGUUUGCAUUGAAUAUUCAGAGACUAUUUACAGAACGUAUCCAAGAGAAAAACUAAUUAAAACUGUAGAUGUUAUAAAAAAGUCAUCUUCAAAGGUUAUUGUAGCUUUCACUGCUUACAUAGAUCUUGAAGUUCUGCUUAAAGAACUGUUGCUUCAGAAUGUUACUGGAUUUCAGUGGAUAGGCAGUGAAGCUUGGAUUUCUGACAAAAACUUUGAAGUAGGAGACAGUUUCAGAGUUCUGGGUGGGGCACUGGGUUUCACGGUCGCCAAUGCAGUAAUUACAGGUUUGGAGGAGUUUUUACUGAAUGUCCAUCCAUCUGACACCCCUGGGAAUUCAGGCUUAAAAGAUUUUUGGGAAACUGUUUUCAGUUGCACCCUGACUACCCAAGACACGACUGCAUUGGUUAAUCCAUGUACAGGGUCUGAGAAUUUAGCAGAGGUAAAGAAUCAGUACACUGAUGUAACUGAUCUGGGAAAUGCCAAUGAUGUCUAUAAAGCUGUGCAUGCUGUAGCCCAUUCACUACACAAUCUGCUUACAUGCGAAAGUGGCCAGGGACCUUUUGCUGGUAAGACAUGUGCAAAUAAGAAGAAGAUUGAACCAUGGCAGGUAAUGCAUUAUCUGAAAACGGUUAAUUUCACUACCAAGAAUGGUGUGAAUGUUUAUUUUGAUGAGAAUGGGGAUCCAACUGCAAGAUAUGCAUUAGUUAACUGGCAACUCAAUAAGGAGAGCAUCACACAAUUUGUUACAAUUGGUCUCUAUGAUGCAUCUUUACCAGUAGGACAACAGUUUAUUAUGAAUAAUGUCAGUAUUGUUUGGGCAGGUGGUCAGGAUAAGGUCCCUAAAUCAGUGUGCAGUGAGAGCUGUCCUCCAGGCACUCGGAAGGCUGUUCAGAAAGGAAAGCCUGUUUGUUGCUUUGAUUGCAUACCAUGUGCUGAAGGAGAAAUCAGCAAUCAGACAGAUUCUAUUGAUUGUAUGAAGUGCCCUUUGGAAUACAGGUCGAAUAACCAAAAGAACCAAUGCAUCUUAAAAGCCAUUGAAUUCCUAUCAUUUGGUGAAAUCAUGGGGAUGUUGCUGAUGAUCCUUUCAUUGAUUGGGGCUUGUUUAACCACUGCUAUAGCUAUUGUUUUCUUUCGUUUCAGAGAUACCCCCAUUGUAAGAGCUAAUAACUCUGAACUCAGUUUUCUUCUUUUGUUUUCAUUAGCACUGUGUUUCCUUUGUUCACUUACUUUCAUUGGCCAGCCCUCUGAGUGGUCCUGUAUGUUGCGCCACACUGCCUUUGGGAUCACAUUUGUCCUGUGCAUCUCUUGUGUUCUGGGGAAAACAAUAGUCGUGUUAAUGGCGUUUAGAUCUACACUUCCUGGUAAUAAUAUUAUGAAAUGGUUUGGGCCCGCCCAACAGCGGCUAACUCUUUUUGCAUUCACAUUCAUUCAAUCCUUAAUUUGCACUCUUUGGUUAAUAAUAUCCCCUCCUUUUCCAAACAAAAACAUGAACUCUUUCAAAGACAGAAUCAUUUUAGAGUGUGACCUGGGAUCUGCUGCAGCAUUUUAUGCUGUGUUAGGGUAUAUUGGGUUUCUUGCUGCCAUGUGCUUUGUGCUUGCUUUUCUGGCUCGUAACCUACCAGAUAACUUUAAUGAAGCGAAAUACAUUACAUUUAGCAUGCUCAUAUUCUGUGCUGUUUGGAUCACUUUCAUCCCAGCUUACAUCAGUUCACCUGGGAAGUACACAGUUGCUGUAGAAAUAUUUGCAAUUUUAGCUUCCAGCUUUGGUUUGCUCUUCUGUAUUUUUGCUCCUAAAUGUUAUAUUAUAUUAUUUAAGCCUGAGAAGAAUACAAAAAAACAUCUGAUGGGAAAAGGGCCCUCAAAGUCACUUUGAAGAAAAAUAAUAACAAUUUUUUAAAUAUGAAAACAUGGUAUAAAAACACAUUCAGUCAAGCACUGCAGCCCCUGCAUUAGGUAACACAGGUCCUUUUUUAAAGACAGCUUCAAAGUUGCUCUUAUACAGCGUGUUUGAAGAUUCACUUUUAAAAAACAAUAACAUAAUAUAUAAAUGAAAUAUAACAUGGGAAUUAUACCAUACCAAGGUAGUCAUGUAUACAUUUUUUCUAGGUACAGUAUUAGAUUUCAUAAUAGCCUGUAAGCCAGCACACUGUAUUAUCCAGCAGAAUGUUCUGUUCCCAGGUUAGACAGGUUUUACUGUACACUAUUGGAUGCUAGAAAUUCCAUAUUAUGUUUUUACAAAUGCUCUCUUGUUAAUGAAUGGUUUGAGAGCUUCAUAUUUAGCUGAGAUAUUAAUUGUUAGUGUUUACAACUCUCUUUAAUUGUUUAUUUCAAUAUUGGAAUAUUUCAGGCCAUUGCAUGGAGUACAGACAAAAAAAAGGCACAGGAAAAUAAACAUUCACAUUUUUCUGUUGCCCCUAAAUGUAUUUAAUAUAUAAUGUAUAUUAUAUUAUUAGUGUUUCAGGUCAUUGCCCUGUUAUGGAGACAUAUGUUCAGAAGUCAGUUCCAUAUAACAGAAAAUGAUAUAUGAAUGUUUGCUUAUUUAGCUAAUGCCAGGGAAACAACAGUUUUCUCCACAUCAGAAGAGCGUGUCUGUAGAGACUGUAGCUGAUGUCACUUUUACAGAGGUUACGUGUUCUCUUUCAUACUAACAGAGCCUUGAUUACAGCAGCGCUGUUGAUAUCUAGCACACUGAUUGGAUACCCUUCUUCUGCUAUGAAUGCAACAUUUAAACAGCUCUGAUAAUACAUUGUAUCCUUUAGAUCCAUUGGACACUAGAAUAGCUGAUUGCCCAUGGGGAUUUAUCAGUGUUAAAGUGAUUAUCAAAGAGAAAACAGGAGUUGGAUUAUAACAUCUACAUUUAGCUGCUCUAAUGUAAACUACACACUCAUUAAAAUGUGUAAUUGAUGUAAUUGUAGUCUGUGUUUACUGUUUUUCCUAAGCACAAUUAAAAAGCUUUAAUACUGUAUUUACUGCAACUUUACACCACCUCCUAGAUAUAUCACUGGUGAUAGGCUUCAAUGGAACUUCUCUAUAAUGUACUGAACGUCUCAACACUGUACAGCUAUGGCCAAAAGUUUAACAUCACCUAGAAUUCUAAGAUUGCGACAUCAUUUAAAAAAAUAAAUAUGUGAACAUAAUUUAGAUCUUUUCUUUACAUCAUGUAAUAAAAGUAACUGCAAAAUUAUAUUGCAAAAGUCUACCGAAAACCAUAAUAGCUGUA